AUGGGUUCGGAAGCAGUAGAUUGCAUUAUUUCUUUAUGUGAAAAUAUUGUGCUCGUUGUAGAAGGUCACGCGAACCACCCUGGACCAAAACCAGGUCCACAUGACUGCAAGAAAGACUGCAAUAAGGCUCCGCAUCCAGAAGGUCAUCCUUGCCCCCACAACCCGCCUGACCACAAAGGACCUCCGCCCUGUAAACACGGCGAACACGGCAAGCCCGCUGACUGCGAGAAGAAAUGCCACCCCGAAGGUCACAAGCCUGAGUGCAAGUGA
Molecule: messenger RNA, 270 nt
Organism: Echinococcus granulosus
Lineage: Eukaryota; Metazoa; Platyhelminthes; Cestoda; Cyclophyllidea; Taeniidae
Exons: 1
Coding region: 1-270 (89 amino acids)
Source: RefSeq, a predicted model, not a curated record